AUGGCAGAUCAGCCUCAUUCUGAAAACGAAGUCCUCUCGUUAUGGGCAGUGCCUGCCAAUCCUCAACACUUGGCGGAUGUCAUCGCUUCGCUUGCGGAAGAGCUUGGAACGUCUAAGUUCGAUCCGCAUAUUACAAUUCUAGGAAGUAUCCCAGUGCCGAAGGAUGAAGUGCUUGAACUCACACUCAAAGUGGCGGCGGAGGCCCGGAGAUUCAAUGCAACCCUAACCGAAGUCACCGGCCACGCCAGAUUUUUCGAAUGCAUCACCGCAACACCUUCUCCCACGACCGAGCUGCGAACCUUACGCGCUGCAGCGGAGAAGAUUUUCGAAGGACAUUGUCAGUCCGUUCUACCAUAUCGCCCGCAUCUAAGCCUGCUAUAUGGCGAGCUUGAUGAGCCUGCUAAGGAGGCCGUCAUUAAGCGGCUAAAGGAACAGACGGGCGUAGGGAUUGGCGUUCUUGGUGAAGUGAUCCCUAUCGAACGUCUACAGAUUUGGACGACGGGACGAUCCGUGGAGGAGUGGGAGAUGAUUGGGGAGGCUUUACUAGAUAUGUAG
Molecule: messenger RNA, 555 nt
Organism: Fimicolochytrium jonesii
Lineage: Eukaryota; Fungi; Chytridiomycota; Chytridiomycetes; Spizellomycetales; Powellomycetaceae
Product: 2',3'-cyclic-nucleotide 3'-phosphodiesterase
Exons: 3
Coding region: 1-555 (184 amino acids)
Biological process (GO): cyclic nucleotide metabolic process
Molecular function (GO): 2',3'-cyclic-nucleotide 3'-phosphodiesterase activity
Source: RefSeq, a predicted model, not a curated record